UUUACGACACCGCUCUGGCUUUUGGGUCAGAAUCAGACAACGACAAAAUGGCCGGGGCCUGUGUAUUAUUUUUAAUUGCUGCGUCUCAACUGAAGAUUUAUAGCCUUGCUGCUGAGAUUCCAGAGGAAAAUGCAGGAGCAGUGUUUGUGUCCCAGCAGACGGCACACAUGGUGCUGCACCGCCAGCGCAGGUUCAACAGCGGCCAUCUUGAAGAAAUCCUUAAAAAAGAUAACCUGGAGCGCGAAUGUUACGAGGAAGUCUGCUCCAUGGAGGAAGCCAGGGAAGUGUUUGAGAACGAUGAGAAAACUAUGGAAUUCUGGGCUGGCUACAUUGAUGGAGACCAGUGUAAGCCACCACCCUGCCAAAAUGGAGGUGUCUGUGAAGAUGGAAUCAGUACCUAUGUUUGCUGGUGCAAACCGAACUUCAGUGGCAAGAACUGUGAGAUCGAGGUGACCAAGCAGUGUGUGGUUAACAACGGGGGAUGUUCGCAUUUCUGUGUGAUGCAGGGGCGGCAAGCGAAGUGUCAGUGUGCUGCUGGUUACAAACUUGGAGCAGAUAAGAAGAGCUGUGAGCCAAAUGGGCAGUUCAGCUGUGGCCGCGUGAGCGUGCAGUCGAGCUCCGUCACCAGGACCAUCAACCCGGCACUUUCUCCAAACCUGCAACACCCCCCAACGUCCAUGGAAAAUUCCUCCGACGCGCAGCAGGAUGACUACUACGAGGAUUACACCACACAGCCGUACGAUUACUCGGAUUUGGUGAACGUGUCAGACACGGUGAACGUCUCACUGGGCCCUGCGGUGGAGCUGGAUUCUGCCUCCCCUGCGAGUCCCCCUCACGGGGCCACAGGCAGUACGGUAGCAAGCCUCACAAGGGCCAAGAAGCCGCUCUCCUGGGCUUUUCCCACGCUCCCCUCCAUCAGAGCUGAGGACAACCUGAACCAGAGGAUUGUGGGAGGUGAUACGGCUGUUCCUGGAGAGAUACCAUGGCAGGUGUCGCUGAUGUAUCGGUCAGCGAGCCUCAGCAGAGCGCAGCCCUUCUGUGGAGGCUCCCUGCUCAGUGAGUCCUGGGUCGUCACGGCAGCCCACUGUCUGAUGCAGGCCGACAUCGCCAAGAGAACCUUCUUCGUCAGAGUUGGUGAGCAUGAUGUGAACGUGGACGAGGGUCCAGAGAGAGACCAUGAGGUGGAAGAGCGGCAUCUUCACCCUCUCUAUGACUUUCAGCAGUCCCAGUACAACCAUGACAUUGCUCUCCUGAAACUCGCCACUCCGGUGGAGCUGUCUGACCACAGGCGUCCCGUCUGCCUGGGCCCCAAAAUCUUCAUUCAGAACCUCCUGAGGGAGUCCAGCAGUUCUCUGGUGAGUGGCUGGGGACGGCUGAAGUUCCAGGGUCCGGAGGCCACCCAGCUUCAGAAGCUGGCGGUGCCCCACGUGGACCGUACCCAGUGCAAACAGAGCAGCCAGGAUCACAUCACGCGCUACAUGUUCUGCGCCGGGUUCCAGGACAAACAGAUGGACUCGUGCCAGGGGGACAGCGGCGGCCCUCAUGCCACCAAAUACAAAGACACGUGGUUCCUGACGGGCAUCGUCAGCUGGGGGGAGGAGUGCGCCAAGGAGGGAAAGUAUGGAAUUUACACCCGGGUCUCCCGGUACUAUCCAUGGAUCAUCCAAAAGACGGGGAUCGGAAUGAACAACUGACAAAUGGGACCCCGGUCAAUGAAACGGUCAUUCACACAAGCAAAGUUUGGUGUCUGAAGAGGUUUUGAUUUUAAAGAUUCCUACAAAAAUCCUCUCCCCCCAGCAAAACAUGUACAGCCUCCUGUAUUUGAAUACCUUUGAUGGAAUGGAUCAUGGUUUCUUAAAUGUUUGUCUUUCCUGCAGAAAGGCAGCAUCUGCAUGGCAUAUUUUAUCAAUAAAGCAUGUAAGAUGGAGGAUCCGAAUGAUUCAUUCAGACAAAUGUGUGGGGCAACGGCAG
This is a messenger RNA of Menidia menidia (Atlantic silverside), 1971 nucleotides long. Lineage: Eukaryota; Metazoa; Chordata; Actinopteri; Atheriniformes; Atherinopsidae. The record is from the annotation of a GenBank genome assembly.